UGCGAUCAAAGCAUCAGAAGAGUAGUGGGUUUGAGCUUGGAAGCUCGAAAGCUGAGUGGUUCGAUACCACCUUCUCUGGGCUUGAAGGUCAAAUUCCAUCCCAAUUCUUCACGUUAACCAAGUUGGAGCUUCUCGGGUUUGGUGUCAACAAUUUGACUGGAACUAUCCCACCUUGGAUAGGUAAUUUUUCUUCAAUGCUUCGUUUGUCAUUCGCAAAGAACAACUUUCGAGGAGACAUUCCCAAUGGAGUUGGACGUCUGCAUAGAUUGAAAUUCUUCUCAGUUUAUGGAAACUACUUCACAGGGUCAGUGCCGCUUUCAAUCUAUAAUAUAACUUCUUUGAAUUAUUUUUCUGUUACUCAGAAUCGAUUGCAAGUCCUAGUACCACCAAAUAACGGAUUUUCUCUUCCCAAUCUUCAGAUCUUUUAUGGUGCUAUCAACAAUUUCAACGGGCCUAUUCCCGCGUUUUUUGCGAAUGCCUCAAGUCUUCAAGAAAUAGAUCUUUCUGAGAAUAAUUUCACUGGUAAAAUACCUGAGGACUUGGGGAACUUAAACGACUUGGUGUUACUAAAUUUUGAUGACAAUAGACUUGGAACUGGGAAAGUUGGUGACUUAAGUUUUAUCAGUUCCUUGACUAAUUGUACCAGUCUAAGCAUACUGGGUGCUGCUGGGAAUCAUUUUGGUGGAGUAUUGCCUCCAUCUAUUACCAACUUGUCAGACCAAUUCACAAGCCUAACCUUAGGUGAAAAUAUGUUAAGUGGAGGCCUUCCAGUAGGGAUUGAAAACUUGAUUAACUUGCAGGUUUUCACUGUGGAAAAUAACUACUUGAAUGGUAGUGUCCCUCUCAAUGUUGGUAAGCUUCAAAACUUGGCCAAAUUGUAUUUGCAAGGUAACAAACUAAGUGGGCCAAUUCCAUCAUCCAUUGGUAACUUGUCCUUGAUCAUCGAGCUUCGUUUGAAUGAUAACGAACUUGAUGGAAGUAUACCACCAAGCUUAGGACGAUGCAAAAGACUUCAAGCUCUUGACCUAUCUAAUAAUAAGCUAAGUGGUACCAUACCCGAGGAAGUUCUCAGUCUCCCUUCCCUUUCACUCUUUUUGGCCUUGGCUCAGAACUCACUUACUGGUCCAUUACCAGCUCAAGUGGGAGAAUUAAUUAGUUUAUCUGAGUUGGAUCUGUCAGAGAACAUGUUAUCAGGAAAUAUUCCCGAAGACCUUGGUAAAUGUAUUGGCCUGAUUCAUUUGUUUUUGGAUCAUAACCUAUUUGAGGGAACAAUUCCUCAAUCUUUGGAAGCUUUGAAAGGUCUAGAAGCACUUGAUCUUUCAAGCAACAACUUGUCUGGGCCAAUUCCCCAAUUUCUUGACCAGUUUCUCUCACUCAAGUAUCUCAAUCUAUCCUAUAAUGACCUAUGUGGUGGUUUGCAACACUUGCAUUUACCUCCAUGCAUGCCUAACCCAACACAUUCAUCCAACAAAUUUCUGACAAAAAAAGUGUUAGCCUGUACAAUAUCUACAGUCGCAUCUGCCAUUAUUAUUUUGAGCAUCCUUCUUGUGUGUUUAAUGCUUAAGAAGUCGAGGAAGAAUGCUUUGAAUUCAUCUUCCAACUCCAAGGAUUUUGUAUUGCAAGUUUCUUACUUACAACUCAGUAGAUCAACUAAUGGGUUCUCUAGAGACAAUUUGAUUGGUUCAGGUAGUUUUGGUUCUGUGUAUAAAGGUUCUCUGUCAAAUGAUGGAUUGAUUGUUGCAAUCAAAGUUGUAAACCUCCAACAAGAAGGUGCUUCCAAAAGUUUUGUUGAUGAAUGCAAAACUCUCGCAAAUAUACGACAUCGAAAUCUACUAAAGAUCAUAGCUUCUGUCUCGAGCAUCGAUGGACAAGGCAAUGAGUUUAAAGCUCUAGUUUUCGAUUUCAUGUCGAACGGUAACCUGGAUCAUUGGCUUCACCCUACAAAUCAAGGGGAGAAUCAAAGAAGGCUGAGUCUUAUCCAGAGACUGAAUAUUGCCAUUGAUAUUGCUUGUGCAUUAGAUUAUCUUCACAAUCAUUGCGAAACACCUAUUGUUCACUGUGAUCUAAAGCCUAGCAAUGUAUUGCUGGACGAUGAUAUGGUAGCCCAUGUAGGGGACUUUGGUUUAGCAAGAUUCAUGUUGGAAGGCUCAAAUGAUCAAUCAUCUUUCAGCCAAACCAUGUCACAUGCGCUUAAGGGGUCGAUCGGGUAUAUCCCUCCAGAGUAUGCCACUGGGGGUAGAGUUUCCAGUGAAGGAGAUAUUUUCAGCUACGGAAUACUACUAUUGGAGAUGAUCAUUGGAAAAAGACCCACAGACAGCACGUUUCACAGUGGCGUAGAUAUUCACAUGUUCACUUCAAUGGCAUUGUCUCAUGGAGCGUUGGCCAUAAUUGACCCUUAUUUGCUAUAUGAAGAAAGACGUUGUCAAGAAGAAGAGAAGGAAGACAGAAUACAAGAAAUAGCAAUAAUGAUGGGUGAAGAUAAUCAUGGUAGAGAAACUGUACCAAGAUGGAUGGAGGAAUGUGUAGUUUCAAUAAUGAGAAUUGGGUUAUCAUGCUCUUCAACUGUGCCUCGAGAAAGAACGUCCAUGAAUAUGGUUGUUGACGAAUUGCAGAAAAUAAGAAGCUCCUAUCUCAAGUUUAAGAAGGCACAAACACAAGGAUCAGUCGAUAUUUGUUCCCCCAACCUUGAGAGACAGAAUGAUUGUGUUUUGGCCGCAAUGGGUUCCUGAAGUAGCAGCAGGCAGCAGCACCAUUAAACUUCCUAAUUUAUGUGUCCUUUGAAUAGUCCUGCCCAAAUUAUCAAUUUUUUUUUUUCUUUUUGUCAGAUGAAGAAAUACAUAAGGUGGUCAUCAAUGCCCUAAACCCUUCAAAUCUUACGUAAUUCAACCGUUUCCAUGACGUCCAAAAAAUUCGGAUGACGUCAUUAUCCAAUUAAUUUUAAAUAAAAACAAGGAAAUACUACUAUUUUUUU
This is a messenger RNA of Cucurbita moschata (crookneck pumpkin), 2971 nucleotides long. RefSeq names its product putative receptor-like protein kinase At3g47110. Gene Ontology annotation, biological process: protein phosphorylation. Gene Ontology annotation, molecular function: protein kinase activity; ATP binding; protein binding. The transcript is spliced from 3 exons. The coding region runs from base 195 to 2729 and encodes 844 amino acids. The record is from RefSeq and is a predicted model, not a curated record. Lineage: Eukaryota; Viridiplantae; Streptophyta; Magnoliopsida; Cucurbitales; Cucurbitaceae.